Molecule: messenger RNA, 1782 nt
Organism: Pseudoliparis swirei
Lineage: Eukaryota; Metazoa; Chordata; Actinopteri; Perciformes; Liparidae
Gene: icmt
Product: isoprenylcysteine carboxyl methyltransferase
Exons: 5
Coding region: 517-1392 (291 amino acids)
Biological process (GO): C-terminal protein methylation
Cellular component (GO): endoplasmic reticulum; membrane
Molecular function (GO): protein C-terminal S-isoprenylcysteine carboxyl O-methyltransferase activity
Source: RefSeq, a predicted model, not a curated record
GUUCCAUAAGCUGAACGAACACAUCAUGACCGAUGAACCAGAACUGUUCCACCCAGGGGCGGUUUUUCCUGCAGGCGGUAUAAAAAAACCAUUAUUCGCAGGCGACGAGGGAGUGAAUGUGCACCUUUGAUCAGGGGGGCGUGGCCGGAGCGGAGUUCAGCACAGAUGUGACAUUUUCUCAGGGAUUUUGUUCUUUAUUUAAUGUUUGUUCAUUGUUGCGAUCGUUGUUCUGUUUAUUUGAAAGAAACUCAGUCUUGCAGGGCAAAAUAGCGUUUGAAAGUUGCAAUUCCGUUUACAUGCAAAAUCGUUUUUAUUUUAUUUUGGGGGGGCGCCACGAGUGAAGCUCGCCCAGAGCGCCACAUGUGCGAGGGCCGCCCCUGGUUCCACCUUUGUUUGUGUAUUAAGACACAACCCGUCCUCCAUGGCUGCUGACGCAAAUCCCGCUCCCGAGCUCUGUGGACAUCACGUGGUUUCCUGCAGGUCUCGCGAUACUUGCGGCCGCACAGCACUUCCAUCAUGGCAGGCAGGAAGUUGGUGCUGGAGGGGAGAGUCAGUGUCCAGACCUUCGUCCUCGGGCUCAGCGUGGUUCUGGUCCCGCUGGUCAGGACGUGGUUCGGCCAUGUGGACUGGGUCUUCGACCACCUGACGGAGACCUCGGGGAAGAUCGUGAUCAGCCUCCACGUCGCGGCGGUCAACGGCCUGCUGCUGCUGGUCUACCGGGGUCCUCUGUACAAGGUGGCCGUGAGGGCCUGCUUCCUGGGCGUGACCUUCGGCUGUGGACUCGUCAUCAGCUUCUCGGACACCAGCUGGACUCACUUUGGAUGGUACAUGUGCUCGCUGUCCUUCUUCCACUACUCUGAGUACCUGGUGACGGCCAUCAUUAACCCCCGCAGCCUGUCCCUGGACUCCUUCCUGCUGAACCACAGCGUGGAGUACUCGCUGGCCGCCGCCUCCUCCUGGCUGGAGUUCACCGUGGAGAAGCUGAGCGUCCCAGAGCUGAAGCAGCUGAGCUGGCUGAGCACCGUCGGCCUCGUCCUCGUGAUGUUCGGCGACUGCCUGCGGAAGGCGGCCAUGUUGACGGCCGGGUCCAACUUCAACCACAUCGUGCAGAACGAGAAGGCCCGGAGCCACGUGCUGGUGACCAGCGGCGUGUACGCCUACUGCAGGCACCCCUCCUACGUGGGCUGGUUCUACUGGAGCACGGGGACCCAGAUCAUGCUGUGUAACCCCGUGUGCAUCCUGGUCUACACGAUAGCCAGCUGGAGGUUCUUCCGGGAGCGGAUCGAGGAGGAGGAGCUCUCCCUCAUCCACUUCUUUGCUGAGGACUAUGUGGAGUACAAGAAGAGGGUCCCCACCGGGCUGCCCUUCAUCUCAGGGAUCCGGGUCAACUAGUCCAGCAGCUGGAGGCAGGACGUUACAGACUAGAAGCCCUGAGGGGUCAGACUGGGGGGUCAGACCAGGGGGGUCUGCCCCCAGAGGGAGACCCUGCAGCUCAAAGACAGAGACAGCUGCUGCUUUUCUACCUUAACUUCCAGGCCGCCACAUGUCGUCCCUCAGCCGGCGUCUGUCUCUGCAUGCGUCACCGAGUGGCUCCACCGAGAUAAUCAACAACCAAUCGUACCAGAGACGGUUUGGAUCCUCUGGGACAUUUUGGAACUCUUUUUGUUUGGUUUUUGUAAUAAUGACCUGAGAGAAUAUAUAUAUAUAUAUAUACCUGGAGAGCCCUUGGAAUUAAAUUGAUCAGUAAAUGGUUCAAAUAAAUUUCAAAAGCAGAGUUUCAAA